CAGUGACGCAGAGCCCACCGAGCGCCGCGGGAUCGCGCUGCACAGCCUCCGGCGUCGGGCGGGCGGCGGCGAAGUCUGCAGGGCGGCGGGUUUGUGUGAGCCUUCCGCACUUCCCUGCAGGGAGACCAUGUCGAGACCCCGGAAGAGGCUGUCUGAGACUUCAGGCCCAGGCAAGGGGCUAUCAGGAAAACGCACCAAAACUGGGGACUCAGGUGAGGCCUUAGAUAAAGGGGAGGAGUCCGACCCUCAGAAGACCUCAGCCACCAAACACUGUGUGAAGAAGCCAAGCAGCUGCUGGCUGAUGAAGUCAGAGCCAGAGAGCCGGCUCGAGAAAGGUGUAGAUGUGAAGUUCAGCAUUGAGGAUCUCAAAGCCCAGCCCAAGCAGACAACAUGCUGGGAUGGUGUUCGUAACUACCAGGCUCGAAACUUCCUUAGAGCCAUGAAGCUGGGAGAAGAAGCCUUCUUCUACCAUAGCAACUGCAAAGAGCCAGGCAUUGCAGGACUUAUGAAGAUUGUGAAAGAGGCUUACCCAGACCACACACAGUUUGAAAAAAACGAUCCCCAUUAUGACCCAUCCAGCAAAGAGGACAAUCCUAAGUGGUCCAUGGUGGAUGUGCAGUUUGUUCGGAUGAUGAAGCGUUUCAUUCCCCUGGCUGAGCUCAAAUCCUAUCAUCAAGCUCACAAAGCUUCUGGUGGCCCCUUAAAAAAUAUGGUUCUCUUCACUCGCCAGAGAUUAUCAAUUCAGCCCCUGACUCAAGGUAAGAGUGGGCCCUCUCCUUUAUUAUCCAUAUACCAGGAUGACCUCCUGAAUUCCCAUUUACUAGCUGAUUAAACUUGGGCAUGGCAUUUCACCUUUCUCAGUCAGCAUCCUCACCUGCAGCAUCCAUGAGGGAGGGAAUGUGACCUGAGUCACAGGGCUUUGCACCUGGUAAAUAGUUUUGAAUGACUGCUCGCCUUAGUACCAUGUAAAAGUGCCUGGCAUAACUUCCCUGUUCAGGAAGAGACAUAAAGACCCAAUUCUUCCCCUUUUCCCUUG
Saimiri boliviensis boliviensis (Bolivian squirrel monkey) is the source of this 1036-nucleotide messenger RNA. It is a transcript of the gene THYN1, whose product is annotated as thymocyte nuclear protein 1. Lineage: Eukaryota; Metazoa; Chordata; Mammalia; Primates; Cebidae. Gene Ontology annotation, cellular component: nucleus. The record is from RefSeq and is a predicted model, not a curated record.